AUGGCUGGUAUGAUUGCAAGACUAAUAUGGAACAGAAGAAAUGAGAGUGUGCAUGGAAAAGACCCGAGACACCCUAACUCUAUUCUAGUCAAGGCUAAAGAGGACCUGAGGUUAUAUCAUCUAGUCCAAUCCAAGGAGAGGUCCAAUGGUGCUGUUGUGUGUCCCAAUCUAGUGCAGAAGUGGAAAAAACCCCCAGCAGGUAAACUAAAACUUAACUGGGAUGCUGCUAUUAAUGCCUCAGUGGGAGUGAUAGGUAUGGGAGGCUUAGUAAGGGAUUGUCAAGGCAGAGUUUUGGGGUCAGUAAGGGCAAACAGAAAGCUAAAAUUAUCACCCCUUGAUGCUGAGGCCUAUGCCUUACUGGUGGCUAGUCAGUUUUGCAAAGAUAGUGGCUUAUCUGAGCUAGUCCUUGAAGGAGACUCAAUGCAGGUGGUCCUCAAAAUGAAAAACUCAGUCAGGGACUGGAGCCAAGCAAGUCUAAUUCUCGAAGAGGCUAAAUCUAUCCUGAAUUCUUUUACAAGUUGGAAGAUUGAACACACAAAGAGGGAUGCUAAUAUGGCUGCUCAUUUGCUAGCCAAGGAUGCCCUCAACGUGGUAGAUGACAUUUUUGAUCUUGAGUCUAUUCCUGAUUGUAUUAAGAGUGCUGUCCUUAGUGACUCUAUGUAA
Messenger RNA from Carya illinoinensis, 663 nucleotides. RefSeq lists its product as uncharacterized. Bases 1 to 663 code for a protein of 220 amino acids. Lineage: Eukaryota; Viridiplantae; Streptophyta; Magnoliopsida; Fagales; Juglandaceae. The transcript has a single exon. The record is from RefSeq and is a predicted model, not a curated record. Gene Ontology annotation, molecular function: nucleic acid binding; RNA-DNA hybrid ribonuclease activity.